Messenger RNA from Vanrija pseudolonga, 2487 nucleotides. RefSeq names its product Casein kinase I hhp1. The transcript is spliced from 3 exons. NCBI's taxonomy places the organism in Eukaryota, Fungi, Basidiomycota, Tremellomycetes, Trichosporonales, Trichosporonaceae. Gene Ontology annotation, biological process: endocytosis; signal transduction; peptidyl-serine phosphorylation. Gene Ontology annotation, cellular component: cytoplasm; nucleus. The coding region runs from base 611 to 1687 and encodes 358 amino acids. Gene Ontology annotation, molecular function: protein serine/threonine kinase activity; ATP binding. The record is from RefSeq and is a predicted model, not a curated record.
GUGAGUUCGCCUCCUGUCACGCAUCACUGGUGCGCCUGGCCGCCUCGCCUCGCCUUGCACUGCACUGCAUGCCCGUCCUUUGCGGGCACGCGCAAACACUUUGCCCAUACAUGCAUUGUGACGGGCAGUGUCAAUGCAAGGGCCACCAGACUGCGACGUGGACAAUUCAAAUUUGAUUGCUGACCACUACUCUUCUCCUUGUCCUCACCGAAUUGCCCUCGCCCUCGUCCUCGACGCUCUCACUGCUCGUCUCGACCGCCUCCUUUGCCCCACCGUUACCUCGCAUUGUGAAAACGUCGCGCCGUCUCGUCAAUAUUUGGGGCAAACCAUCAACUCGCGUCUCCUCCAAUUCACAUUCUGCACGACCCUCCUCCCACGCCGCGUUCGUGGACUCGCCCAUUGUCCUUCCAUCAUUUGGCGCAACCUUUUUGUUCGCUCCGAUCUGGUUUUGCUCACUGCAUCCGCUCUUUAACUCGUCGUACCCGACCAUCGUCAACACCUUCAACUCGACGUUGACGUCACCCUCGUGGCCACUCAUCAACCCGUUCAUUUCUCCACGACGCCUCGUUUUCAUCUACCUUCCCUCGUGCACCGCUAUAACCCAUAUACCAUGGCGUACGCCCAGCAGCCCAGGAUGACUUCCAUGGACCUUCGCGUUGGCGGCAAGUACCGCAUCGGCAAGAAGAUUGGUAGCGGCUCGUUCGGUGACAUUUACCUUGGUGUCAACAUUGUCUCUGGUGAGGAGGUUGCUAUCAAGCUUGAGUCCGUCAAGGCCAAGCACCCUCAGCUCGAGUAUGAGUCCAAGGUUUACAAGUCGCUCGCCGGUGGUGUCGGUGUUCCGUUUGUCCGUUGGUACGGUACCGAGUGCGACUACAACGCCAUGGUCCUUGACCUCCUUGGCCCCUCGCUCGAGGACCUCUUCAACUUCUGCAACCGCAAGUUCAGCCUGAAGACGGUUCUUCUCCUCGCCGACCAGCUUAUCUCGCGUGCCGAGUACAUUCACUCGCGCAACUUCAUUCACCGCGACAUUAAGCCCGAUAACUUCCUCAUGGGCAUCGGCAAGCGCGGCAACCAGGUCAACGUCAUCGACUUUGGUCUCGCCAAGAAGUACCGUGACCCCAAGACCCACCUCCACAUCCCCUACCGCGAGAACAAGAACCUCACCGGCACUGCUCGUUACACUUCGAUCAACACCCACUUAGGUGUCGAGCAGUCGCGUCGUGACGACCUCGAGUCGCUCGGUUACGUUCUCAUGUACUUCCUCCGUGGCCAGCUCCCGUGGCAGGGUCUCAAGGCUGCCACCAAGAAGCAGAAGUACGACCGCAUCAUGGAGAAGAAGAUGACGACCCCCACCGACGUCCUCUGCCGUGGCUUCCCCAACGAGUUUGCCAUCUACCUCAACUACUGCCGUUCGCUCCGUUUCGACGACAAGCCCGACUACUCGUACCUCCGCAAGCUGUUCCGCGACCUCUUCGUCCGUGAGGGCUUCCAGUACGACUACGUGUUCGACUGGUCCGUCCAGCCCCCCAAGGUCACCGAGACCCGUGAGCCGCGCGACGAGUCGCAGAAGUUCCGCAUGGCGCCUGAGGCUCACCUCGGCAUUGCCCAGGACCCCAAGGCGGAGCCCCAGCGCCAGCUCCGUUCGCAAACGCGUAACAUUGCCCGUGAGCAGCAGGGAAACUGGUAAAGGAGAAGAGCACGAGGAGCGCAGGCACGCCACUUUGACCGAGCUGGUCGUGGUGUGACCGUGCGUUCAGGCACAACAGUGAAGUGCGGUAGGAGCGGACGAUGGUGGAUGGCAGCGGUCGCGGAUGCGUAGGAGCCCCUCGGUUCGGCUCGCCACGGAAUCACCCCACUGAGCGGACGUCGCUGCACCGCCAGUCACGAUUCCCCGGCGCCAUGGCUCCGGUUAACGACCAUCCCCGACUUUCCCCAUUGUCUGCAUUAUUCUCUCUGCACCCCCCGACUCAAGUUUCAACACACGCGAUACCCUAAACUCAAUGACACGUUCAUCUUUCCACCCAUCGACUCGAUCCACCACCACCACCCCACCCUUAAUCUAUACCCCGCCUCGUCGCUUUGCCCAGGCCUCUUGGGACUGCGCAGGCAUAUGUCUCAGUUCAUUUGCGUCGUCAACGAUCCAACACCUUUCCCGCAGCGCCGUCGAUGCGCUCGCGACCUCAUCAGCUGCGACCCUGGCGUGUCUACCUCUCUCGACACGACCGCUCGCCAACCUCCCCCGUACAACAGUCCUCCACCCCUUCCCCUCUCCCUCACCCUGACACACCGUAUCCCACCCCUUCUCACAAUGACAAACAGCCCAGCGUCGUCACAGCUCCGAGUCCCUGUUAGCCCCCCUCAUGGCACGAAUGCCAAGGUUGGGCGCGGGAGGGCGCCAUAUCCGUGUGAUGUGCUAGCUUCUGUGCGCUCAAAGUGUGCUGGCUGCCUCCAUAAGUUCUGUGAUGAUGCAUGUUAGGUUGAUAAUGU